UCAGCAUCUGGGUAAAUGGCAGAGUCAGCAUUUCACUCUUUUCCUCGUUUUCUUUUGUUUUCCCUGCAGGAAUUGUGCGCGACUUUACUAAAAAGAAGAACCAAAGAAGAUACUUGGAAAUCAGAAGAACUUAGGAAACAUCUUAAGGCAUCACAACCAGAUAGUCAAAAUGAAGACCAAAAGCACAGAGAAAAGAAACUGCAGAAAGAUAGGUCUGCUCUUGACACAGACACUCAUAAACAUGAACGAAAAGACAGAGGGAAGAGCAAGGAAAGAACACGAGAGAGAGAGAGGCUUAAAUCUAGUGAGAGAGACAGGGAUAAAAUGAGAGAGAGAGAAAGGGGAAAAGAGCACCAGAGAGGAGACCGGGAGAGAUACAGAGAUAAGCUUCAAGAGCCACAUUUGGAGAAGGAAAGAUACAGUGUACCCAAACAUAAAGAUAGGGAGAGUGAUAGAGAAGGAGACAAAAAGCAUAAGAGACAUGAGAUAAAGCAAAUAGAUACACAAAAUAAUCUGAAAUCAUUUGAAGGAGGACAUAAAGAACAUCACAGAAGAAGAGAAAGCAGGCAUCGUUUGGAGGAGGAAAAAACAAGAAGUGAAGAGCAAGAAAGAAGGCAUAAAGAAAAGAAGGAUAAUGAUGCAAGAAGGAAAAUUGACAAAUUUUUAACCUACAAAGUUGAAGGUGAACGUGUACACAAGUUAGAGAAAGAUCAAGAGUUGGAUAAAGAGGGUGAAAGAAAACAUAAAGAAAAAAAAGAACAUUCUGUUGGGCCAGAAAAAGAGAGGCUUUCAAAAGAGAGAAGUCAUAAACAGUAUGGAAAGGAAGAGGAAGAAAAACAUAAAUCAAGGAGAUCUAAAGAGGGAUCUUCCCAUGGAGACAGAGAAGGACAAGCAGCAGAAGUUAAUGAGAGAAUAAAAAGCAGAGACAAUGAAAGAAAGAAGCAUGAUCUAAGGACCAGCGAAUACAAAAAGGAGGAGAGGAUUCAAGAGAAAACAAGCCAUCAGCAUGUAAGGACUAUAAAAGAUAAGGGAAAACUCAUUGAAAAAGAGGAAAAGGACACAAGACAAGAGGAAAUGAAAGAUACACACAUCUAUAAUUCAGACACAGGACUUAAUGACAUUUCAGCAAAUUAUGAAGAUGAUUUUGAAGAUUAUGAAGAUGAUUUUGAAGAUGAUGAAGACAAAAGUGGUGAAGAAAGAGAUGCAGAAGAAAACCUAAGGGAGAUUCCAUUUUCCAGAACAUCAGAAAUAGAAGAAAUUCAAAGAGCAAUUAGUGCAGAAAAUGAUAGAAUUUUUAAUUCACCGCUGAAGAAACUUGAAGAUGAAAAAAAGGAACCAAUCAUGGAAAACCAAUCAGAAACUGUCAGAAACUCUUUUUGUGGAAUAUUCAUGGAUUUUCAAAUGGCAAACCAACGACAAAGUAGCCGAAAUAUGGCCAGUAAACAGAAAAAACGGAGUUCAGAACUUCUCCCACUAAUUGACCUGGAUUUCUCAGUUAGUUUUUCACUGCUGGAUUUGCCCCCUGUAAAUGAGUACGACAUGUAUAUCAGGAAUUUUGGUAAAAUGAACACUAAGCAGGCGUACGUUCAGUGUAACGAGGACAAUCUGGAUAGAGACAUUCAGACUGAGGAAGUUGAGACAUUGGAGAAAUGGACACAGCAUCCAGGAGAAAGUUCUCUUGUGUCUGGAGGUCCCAGAAACAGCCAGGAUAUGUCAAUGAAUGGAGUUCUAACACCUAAAAUUGAUUCACAAAGAUUAGCAAAUUUCCUUCGGUCUGCCUGUCAGGUGAUUGCUGUUUUGCUAGAGGAAGAUCAAGUUGCAACACAACCCAGGAAACUAAGAUCUCGACAAACCAGUCUGUCUAUUAGUGAUAGCUGUUUCCAGUUAAAUACUAACCAGCCAUUCCUCCAUGACCGAAAAAUAUCCUGCCUAUAUGUCUCUCAAGUUCAGAGGCAGACACUACUUUCUGUUCAUGGAUUACCUGAGAAGGCAGGUGUGGACUUACUGAACAGAAAGAGCCUCAUAUGUGUUUGGAACAUCUGGCAGCCCUCCAGUCCUCAGAAAGUUUUAAUAUGUGACUCAGAGGUGAUGUGUUGCUGCUUUAGCCCCAGUAAAACAACAUUAGUUUUUGCUGGAACAAUCGAUGGUUCAUUGUUGGUCUGGGAUCUUCGAGAAGACUCAAGAAUGCACCCUCAUACAAUGAUGAGUGGAACUGACUGGACAUUUAGAGUUCCAACAUUUUCCACUGAUGGCAUUCUAAACUCAGUAAACCACACCUCUCCUGUACUUGCAGUGGAACCUGUCUCAACCUCUCUUGACACUGAUCACAGUUAUGGGCUCUCAGGCCUCUCCUAUCAGGAGGAAGUGUCAGGCCCUCCAUUUCAGAUAGCUUCAAUGGAUGAAAAUGGAAUCCUCAAUAUGUGGGUAGUUGUUGAAUUACAAAAAGUGGAUUUAGCUGGUUCACAAACUGAUUUAGGUUUAGUUCCUGGAGGGAAAGUGAAGUUAGUACAUAGCUCAACUAUGGAAUUGAAUAACAGCCUUUUCCCAAAGGAUAUUCGCCAGAGAAUGCCACAGACACUGAGCAUUAAAUUUCUGUCUUCUAAUCCUAAUCAUUUCAUUGUUGGAACAAACAUAGGUCUGGUAGGCCAUGGUACAAGACAUGGUUUAAAAGUUGUUCCAAAGCUAUUCAGGCCCCAGGAGAGUGGACUGAGAUCAAUAAGCAUCACUGCAAUUGAUUUCUUCCCUUUUGGAAAGCCACUAUUUUUGGUUGGCUGUUCUGAUGGAAGCAUUAGAUUACAUCAGAUGACAUCAGAGUAUCCUGUCAUGCAGUGGAAUGACAGCACAAAUGGCCAGCCCAUUAUUGCCCUGCAGUGGGCUUUAACAAGACCUGCUGUGUUCUUUGCCCUCGAUGCAUCAUCUAAUAUUUACAUUUGGGAUCUUCUGGAAAAUGAUUUGUUGCCUGUGGCAAAGGAGACUAUUCCAUCAGAGAAGAAAAAAAGAGACAUAACACAGCAAUUCAUUAGGCACAUAUCUUAAGAGCCCCACUUUUAAUCCAUUUGGCACUUCUUGGAGAGAGAAGAUGAGAGAGCUGGGUAAAAAAGUAUUGCUUGGGGACACAGAGAUACUCUUCCAAAGGUUUGGACAACAAUCCAUAAGUCUAUAAUCAGAUAUUUGCUAUAAUUUUUAAAUAGCAAACAGUGAACCCUUACAAUAAAGAUGUGAAUUACCAUGCCUGCACUCAGUACUGUAGAUUUCCAAUGCCGUAUCUUAAGGGCAAAGAAUAAGGAGAAAAACUUAAUAAACUGUCCUCACCUAGAAUAAUUUUUGUCAACCAUUUGGGAAUCAAGUUCUAUUGCGCUGUUGAAAUACGGGACCAAGAAAAGAGUCUUUGUCUCACAGAGCUUAUAUGAUGUAGGUGGAAAAGAUUUUUUUUUUUGAUUGCUCCAUUUAUUUGCAAUGGUAAUAGGAUACUCUUAAUGCCCACGCAGUUGAGCCAAAGGACAGGCUGAUUAAUACCAGAAAAGUAGGAUAAAGGAAAAAAUGGCUCUGAAACUGCCCUUCUAACCUUCAUUUAGAAAAUUAAUGAUUACUUAGGUUACUUUUGAUCUCCAGCUAUUUUUCAUGUUAUUAAGACAGUGUCAAAGGGCCUCAUUUAAAGAUUAAUUCACCCAAAAUGAUGAAAUUCUUUCAGUGGGGUUUUUGGGUUGGAAUGCAGGACAGAGGUUACAGAAAGACACUACAUUACUGUAAAUUCCCUAAAUUCCCUUAGGCUUUUAGUUUAUUUGCUCUGUACUUUGCAGUUUGGCAGUUCAGCAAGGUCAAUUCAUUGAGCACAUACAUUAAUAAUUAUGUGGGUGCUGCAUGAGGUCCAACUGAAAACUACCUAUCCACAAUCUUCAAAGACAUCAAGAGUAGUUUACACUUGUUUAAGCUCCGCUUUGCAUUCUUUUCAUAUUUUACAAAGAUAAGGAUUUCACAAUAUACCACAUUUCAUAUCUUCUCAUCCAUGUCUUUAAAAACAAAAAGCUUCUUUAGUGUCUUUACUGAUCUCUGAAUUUUAAGGUUUUUCAAGAAAUCUACCUGCACGUGAAAAUGGCCAUGUUCACAUAACAGGUUGAUCUUACCUCAUCCAUGCAGGCCAAUAGCAAAUGCUGAAGAAAAGAAGUAUAAAGUAACAGAGGAAGCACGCAUUGACACUUUUCUUCCAAGUAUGGUAUGUCAUCCAAGCUUCUGGCAAUCUGUGGCAUAGGAAUUUUCUGACUCAGAUGGUAGCAGAUCGUAGUGUUUGAGAGAAAGGGAGGAAUUUUUUUUCCCAAUAAUUCAUCCAACAGCUU
This is a messenger RNA of Pipra filicauda (Wire-tailed manakin), 4334 nucleotides long. It is a transcript of the gene DYNC2I1, whose product is annotated as dynein 2 intermediate chain 1. The coding region runs from base 16 to 3036 and encodes 1006 amino acids. The record is from RefSeq and is a predicted model, not a curated record. Gene Ontology annotation, molecular function: dynein heavy chain binding; dynein light chain binding. The transcript is spliced from 24 exons. Gene Ontology annotation, cellular component: cytoplasmic dynein complex. Gene Ontology annotation, biological process: intraciliary transport. Lineage: Eukaryota; Metazoa; Chordata; Aves; Passeriformes; Pipridae.